Melanotaenia boesemani (Boeseman's rainbowfish) is the source of this 682-nucleotide messenger RNA. It is a transcript of the gene npy, whose product is annotated as neuropeptide Y. Gene Ontology annotation, biological process: feeding behavior; neuropeptide signaling pathway. Bases 65 to 364 code for a protein of 99 amino acids. The record is from RefSeq and is a predicted model, not a curated record. NCBI's taxonomy places the organism in Eukaryota, Metazoa, Chordata, Actinopteri, Atheriniformes, Melanotaeniidae. Gene Ontology annotation, cellular component: extracellular region. The transcript has 4 exons. Gene Ontology annotation, molecular function: neuropeptide Y receptor binding; neuropeptide hormone activity.
GGCUCAGAAGAGCAGAAGAGACGCCACAGGACAGCGCGCAAACCACUCUCCAACACUGGGAAAUAUGCAUCCUAACUUAGUGAGCUGGCUGGGGACUCUGGGGUUCCUGCUGUGGGCGCUCGUCUACCUGGGAGCCUUGACGGAGGGAUACCCAAUAAAGCCAGAGAACCCUGGGGAAGACGCUCCGGCGGAUGAGCUAGCCAAGUACUACUCAGCUCUGAGACACUACAUCAACCUCAUCACAAGACAGAGGUAUGGGAAGAGGUCCAGUCCUGAGAUUCUGGACACACUGGUCUCAGAGCUGCUGUUAAAGGAAAGCAGAGACACACUUCCACAGUCAAGAUAUGACCCAUCAUUGUGGUGAUGAUGUCAUCAGUGUUGGCUCUAACUCACCCCUGCAUGUGCCACCGCUGAUAUUCUGGCCUCCAUGUCUGUCAGUUCGCACCCUCCUACACCCAACGACUAUUCUGCCUCCGCCCUUUUGAUCUAUUUGAGCCUUCAUGCAUAGGCUAUCCAGCCAUUCAUUCUUAAGCAUCAGCUGCAGUCAACACUACUUAUAGUGUGUGCCAUAAAACUGUAAAUAGUUUAUUCAGAGAUAACAUCUGUGAAACAUAUGAGGAAAGUCAUGGAGGGGUAUGUCGAUUGUAUUGUACAUUUGUGCUAAUAAAGGUCCAAUGUUUAA